Molecule: messenger RNA, 516 nt
Organism: Portunus trituberculatus (swimming crab)
Lineage: Eukaryota; Metazoa; Arthropoda; Malacostraca; Decapoda; Portunidae
Product: cuticle protein CP575-like
Exons: 2
Coding region: 146-382 (78 amino acids)
Source: RefSeq, a predicted model, not a curated record
UUUUCACCUAGCCUGUGGUGUGUCCAUUUCUUGUUCUGAUGGUAGACUCCUACCCAAGGCAAACUGCGCCCUGCUCGUGCGGCUAUUUAAGCCACGCUGGGACUCACGGUGGCAUCAGUCGUUGUCCUGCUUCUGUAACACCAAUAUGAGGAUCCUGAGCGUCAUCCUGCUGGCCAUGGUGCUGUUCAUGGGAGCGUUCGCCGCCCCUCCCACUGCUCCCAAGAAUGUGGUCAUCGACCUGGAUAAGAACACAAUGAGUCACGAGCAGUACGGAGAGCCAGGCACAGCUGUGCACGGCAGGUACAAGGUUGAGAAACCCAACGGCGAAUGGUACACCGUCGAGUACAGGGCUGACCAUACCGGCUUCCACGUCCUCAACUAGGCACUGACGACAGCGACACCUGCCGAGGCCCGGCCGACGCAGACACUCUGCAUCAUGACCUCUCUAUCUCUUCAUUUUUAGUUCCAUGAACUCCAUGAAUCACUCUUUUCCUAAAUAAAUCCAUCUUAAGUUUU